Messenger RNA from Hermetia illucens (black soldier fly), 933 nucleotides. RefSeq lists its product as uncharacterized. Lineage: Eukaryota; Metazoa; Arthropoda; Insecta; Diptera; Stratiomyidae. The coding region runs from base 113 to 793 and encodes 226 amino acids. The transcript has 2 exons. The record is from RefSeq and is a predicted model, not a curated record.
UUAACUGUCAUCCAAUAUAAGGGUUAGUGUGACAUUGAAGUUUACGUUUAAAAUGUUGUUAAAAAUCCAUUUGAAAAUUCUUAAUUUUUGAUGAAACAAGACUUGAAAAUUAAUGUCCGUUCAAAAUCGAAGUAAGGUCAUUCCAACGCACUAUGACCAUGUUGGGCAAUUACCAAUUUUAAAUAAUCUGUUGCGCCAAAAGAUGGAUAAUGUGAUAUUCGAGCGUCGUCAGCGUCGGAAUUUCUCGCUUUUCAACUUGGUAAAUCCCUUCUGGGUCAUAUCGUCACUAGCAAGUGCCCUUUUUCGACUAUUCGGCUUUCGCAAGCAAGUUCGUUCACACGACUUUGAUUACCUUACAAAUGGUUUGCCAGAUGAUUUCAUAAUCCUUAAAUACCCUUUGCGGUACUCGAUGCAAAGUAUUAUUCCCCAUCUGGAAGAAUCCGAGACUAAUCAUGAUUCCAAGUUUACACAAACUGAAGUGGACAACUUAAUCCAGUCGAAACUAAACUCGCAAAUAGAAGAGCUGGUGAAGAUGAGGCGCUUUCGUAACGCCCUUAAACCUAGUCGCAAGCACGUUAGAAAGAUUCUAGCUAGAAAUUCAGAAGAUUUGCUGAGGACACUCGAUAGACGUAACCGUGAACGAUAUGGUGGGAAAGUAUCGAAAUUUCAUCGAAUGAAGAACGAACGUUCGUCCAGAGGAUUGCGUAUGAUUAAGAGCCUUACAAAUAACAAGUAUAUCGAUGUUGACAAUGCUAUGGAAGAUGUUUUUUAUAUUUCAGACAGUGACAAUUAGGCUGAAUAUAAGUAUUUAAGUGAAAAUUUAAUCUUCUGCUAUUAAGGAGCAAAAGCAUAUAUCUAUUUUAUUGUAUGUUAGUUUAGUAGUCAGAUGUGGAAAACUCGAGAGGAAUAGAAUAAAUCUGGGAUAUGAACAUA